GUGUAUUAAGCCCACCAUGUGCAACAAAGACCAGCGUGGAUGGAGAUGGUGAGAUGAGAGUGAACUUCUCAAACAGCCACCAUCUGUCAAAGCGGCCUGUUGUCUAGUCUGAGUGUGACAAGUAUGCCCAAAGCUCUUGGUCGUUUUUCUUUUCUCAAUGUUUUAAGUCUCGACUUCUUCGGAGAUGCGCGUCCGUUCAGCAUUCGGCAGCUCCCGGUUGAAAGCACCCCCAGCGCUCGCAUCAUGGAAACGCCAGCGCUCGCAAGCUUCGUGGCCACCAGCAACAAGGUGAAGUCCGAGAAGGUGAAGGGCACUGUGACGGAGCUGGGUGUCAUUCUGCAAGAGAGCAGGACUUUGAAGAAAGCCUUUGGUAGCGAAGACGUGAUUUCCCGUCGCAAGAUGUUGGGGAAAGAGCCUGAAGAGAAGGAGGUAGAGAAGAGGCCAAUCAUCAUCCAACAUUCAGGCACUAUCAGCGAACGCCCCUCGAACCACAUGUUGCCUGCACAAUGGGGCCUUGUGUCCACAGUCUUCGAGGCUUACAAUCACCAUCACGAGCUGGUCUUGCGACCCGAUGAUUUCUGGCAAGCUAUCCUCACACAGAUGUCCUUCUACAUCCAAGCCCGGGCAGAAGCCUUGAGAGAGCGCUUCGUGGAUUUCAAAGGCAAGAAGACCUUGGUGAUUUACAUGAUGGGCACACUCUUCACAGCCGAUUUUGGGAACUUCGCCCUUGCCAUGGCUGACAAGAUCGCGGAGAAUAUCAAGGAUCCUGAAAUGGCCAACUGGCUGUUGCCCAGCUUUACCACAACGACCGCCAACGACCGAAUAGCAGCUUCGGUGACGAUGAUGUCCACUUUGCAGGCCUACUUCGAGUAUGUAUGCUGUUUGAUGUGCGGCAUUCCCAAGGUUACAUUGUUGGGCAAAGUUGAGGAUUGGCUUCAAUUGCGGGCCAAGAUUGAUCGUUUGCCUGAGUUCGACCUAGAAGACAAGUUGAUGACCAAGUGGCAUGCCAUGUUGGCACCGGUUCUUGAUCGACUCAUUUCCUCUGCCUCUGGAAAGAAUGAGCUCGACUUCUGGGACCGGGUGUGUCAUCACAAAGGUGGAGGAUCUGGACCAAGCUAUCUCUCUGGUUGGAUUACAGUCUUUGCCGCUUUCUCAAACAAGGGCGAGUGGCGUGGCGAUGAUCGAGCCAGAACCUUUGGCGCGGAAGCUGCCUCACAGGCAUGGCCUGACAUCGAGACGGGCCGUGUUCCAGUGGGUGCCGUUUCAGUGCCAGUUCUUGUGGAUGACAACGGGACUCAGUAUGACACCCAGAUGGUUGCAGGGCAAUUUGGCCAUGACUUGUGCAAAGAUGGGUCGGUGAUCAGGCCUCGUACCGACUGGUGUAUCGCGUUUGAGGGCCAUCCCAAGGCUGAGCCAAGAGCCUACCGUGAUGGUGAGGUCCGACCAGCAGCUGAAGCGCCUUGAUGAGCCAUCAUUUCCUAGCUGUUUCAGCCUUUCAGCUGCUCGGCCAUGAUGGAUGUUGUACAGGUGGGCAUCCUCCAUGGUCACUGGAUCAAUCGCUCCGUGAGAGCGCUGAUCUUUGACAGCCCCGGUGAGAUGUGCAGACUUACUCAUCGGAGCUGGUGACAUGCCGUGCAUCGGCCUGACGAAAAGAAUGGUCGCACUCAAUUUGUCAAUGAAC
Molecule: messenger RNA, 1681 nt
Organism: Durusdinium trenchii
Lineage: Eukaryota; Dinophyceae; Suessiales; Symbiodiniaceae
Source: the annotation of a GenBank genome assembly